This is a messenger RNA of Chaetomium globosum CBS 148.51, 2223 nucleotides long. RefSeq lists its product as uncharacterized. The coding region runs from base 1 to 2223 and encodes 740 amino acids. The transcript has a single exon. Lineage: Eukaryota; Fungi; Ascomycota; Sordariomycetes; Sordariales; Chaetomiaceae. The record is from RefSeq and is a predicted model, not a curated record.
AUGUUGACACAUUCAAUGCCCAAGCGCCAAACGUGGCGUGCGAUGGCUUCUAUGUGGGAUUUGCUCAGAGCAUCGAUCCCAAGUUCUGGUCUCUUCUGGGCCAUAUCGGAUGAAGACCCCCAGCGUCAGUGCAGAGGGUGCCACGAGAUUUGCCAGCUUCUCCGCUGGGGCGAGGUGCAAAGGAGACGAAAUAACGCUUUCCAAGGCUCCUCGCCUGCGCGCAUCUUCCACAGCAGCUAUUCCGAACUCGACGUCUCCGCCAGCCAGUCGGGUUGCGACUCCUGCCGUCUUAUCCGGCGGGCCCUUCUCCUGGAGCAGAUCACCCGUCGAGAUGCCGACCGACUGGCACAUCCAAACAAUCAAUGGCCCAUUUACGCGGUGCUAAACCUCAGUUCAUCCGGCGACAGCGCCCUAGAACUAGCCAUCAAGUCUCCUAAAUCCGUCCUUUUCUCUGCAACCAUCCGCUUGAGCAACGAACCUCGGCCACUACACCGCAGUCCGUCAAAAGGGGUCUCAGGAGUGCGCUCCGAUCUCGAUGCGUUGCGCCGGGUCAUCGAAGAUUGCCACCUAAACCACGAAUGCUCCUCGAGAUACCGUUGGUCGCGCCGCAAUCCCACCUGGCUCCUCAAAAUCCUCCCUGAUAACUUUGUCCAACUGGUCGAGGGCCCGCCAGAGCCCGUCGACUACGUCGUGCUUAGCUAUACAUGGGGUGACCCUACGACUAUGCCUCCUGACGAAUGGGCGAGGAUUAAGGGCGCAGGCACCAAAACGAUAAACGGGCGGCCUGUCCCUGAGCGGUUGAACCCUUUCCAGCUGUGGGACCUACCAGAAACUAUGCAAGAUGCCGUCAUGAUAUCAGGGUCCCUUGGGGUGUUCUACAUCUGGAUCGACAAUGUUUGCAUCCCCAAGGGGACCAACUGGGACACAGAGGCCUCAUUGAUGCAUGAGGUGUAUGGGAAUUCCGCCUUCACACUUGUCGCGUCUUCGAGCUCCAAGGCGACAGACCGCCUGAUACACGAUAGGUUAGCAUGGACACAUCGCAGCAAGGCAUGUCAGUUACGCGAGAUGUGGUGGCUCCAGAACACCCAAACCCCUCUGGACCGAGUCCGUUUCGAAGCGCCAGUAUCGAUGCGAGCCUGGACGCUACAAGAAGAGCGGCUCUCACCGAGAAUUGUGUACUGGGCAGGUCAACGAUGGUAUUGGUCCUGUCCCGAGUGCCAGGUUGUCGAGACGGAGGAGCUUGAGUGGGCCCCUCCAGCAGCCGACGGAGCGCCCCGGAGCUGUCCUCAGCGGUUCUUGGAGCUUUGCCGAACGGGGGACGAACACCUGCUUCACGAGGAGUGGCUUGAUAUCGUCGAGGCUUACACUCGUCGCGACCUGGUCGCUCCUAGAGACCGGUUCCUUGCCAUUGCCGGCCUCGCCGUGCGCUUUUAUAAUGCGAAAGCCGGGACCGGCGGAACAGUCGUCACUGAAGACUAUUUGGCUGGUCUUUGGAAAGAUAACUUUGCCAGGCACCUUGCCUGGUCCGUUGCGGCCGCUGUCGAUUCCCAGCAUAACCUGCAGCACAUUGCGCCAUCCUGGUCCUGGGCAUCAUUGCCGCUCCGAGUGCACACUAAUACAAAAGCCUCAUUCAAACCGUCGGAACACUUCGAAUUCAUCGCCGUCGACCAAAUUGACCCAGCCUGCACCAGCACAACGUUCACACGGCCGGAAACUGGGGACCGCUCCACGGAUUAUAUUAACCGCGGCCGAGCCGUUGAAGAGCGAGGCAGAGGCGUCAAAGUAGUCGAAGUGCGAGGUCGUUUCCGUCGUUUUAUUUCUGAGGAUGCCUUGGAUGUUUCGUGGGAUGACAUCGAGUGGAAACGAGGGGAAAGGUCUAGCUUCAACUUUGGCGCAUUUCCGGGCCAGGGCAUCUACGCGCGCAACAGGGGUAACGGUAACAUCAUAUCCAAGGAUGCUCACAGUGGCGAGGUUGUUGGACGGCUCGACUAUCUCGUUCCGGCAAAUGGCAAACCGAAAGACGAACUUACGCCCUACGUCCGAGUAGGCGACGAGAAGAAUAUUGUGUGUCUCGAACUCGGCGAGCUAGCCAUGCUCUUACUGGUACCCAUUGACAAAUGCGGCCAUCCCGAGACGUACCAGCGUGUCGGGGUUGCCAUUGGGUACACCAAUCGGAAAGGCUUUUUUUACGGCAGCGAGACGAGAAGGAUCCGUUUAGCUUGA